Theobroma cacao (cacao) is the source of this 2340-nucleotide messenger RNA. RefSeq names its product glycosyltransferase BC10-like. Gene Ontology annotation, cellular component: membrane. Gene Ontology annotation, molecular function: glycosyltransferase activity. NCBI's taxonomy places the organism in Eukaryota, Viridiplantae, Streptophyta, Magnoliopsida, Malvales, Malvaceae. The record is from RefSeq and is a predicted model, not a curated record.
GUUCUUCACAUGGCAGCCAAGAAAAGGCAUCUCCCCGACAACUGCAAACGCCAACUCGCGAAAGGAAAAUAAAAAAAAACAGCACUCACUUCACACUCCCAGCCUUCCUUCCUUCCUUCCCUGAGUGAAGAAAGAGACACUGUUAUUAACUUGCCACAGAUUUCACAAAUCAUGCUCUUAGCACCACAAAAUCCAGAAAAACAUACUUAUUGACCAACCAACUUCACCACAUCUCUUUCUCUUGGCCUUCACCAAACUUUUCUGUCCUCCUCUGCCAAACCUUCUUUAAUCUUUAUUGUUUUCCCAUACUGACCUUAAUAAAUAGUCUGGGCGCAAUCCCAGCACCUCAUAUAGAAUUAGAAACCUCUUUAUCUCUAUAUCUUUCCGCACCCAAAAGUUUACAUGGUACGUUCACUGUCUUCUACUCUUUUUGUUUUCUUGUUAACGAAGACUUCUGUCAGCCUCGUUCUGGACUUUGAUCUUGGGUUAGAUUCUUGAUAGAACACUGUUUAUCCAAUACCCUUUUCCUUUAAACUCUUGAUUCUCACGUUAAAUUAGUUUAUAGUGAUUUUUUUUUUGGUCAGGUGGUAUAACUUGUAAACUCUGGAUCUGUUGUUCUAUUAUUGUUUCUAUUGCUAAAAGGGGCUGUAUUUUUUAAAGUUAGUUAGUUGCUAAAAAACCCCAAGGUAGUGGAAUUUAUUUCACUGAAUUAAUCGGUGGGGAUCUAAGAUGCGAGAGAUUUUAGUUUGCUUUUGAGUGGGAAAACAAAGAAAGGGGCGGUUUCUGGAUCUGACCCCGGAAGUUGAAUUCUGGUUUUUGAAUUUUCUUAAACGAUGCAAACAAGAGUUGGGUCGGCCGGGUCAUUGGAUGAAGUCAAGGAUCCUGUGGUUACUACUAGGACAAGUCAAUCUAAGACUUUGCCACUAAGGUUAUUACAGUUGUUUGGGUUGUUCCUUGCUCUCUGUAUCGCCUUUUCGAUCGUUAGUAUAUAUACAAUCCGGCGUUUUGGAAUUUAUAGUGUGGUUACUACAGUUAAGUCUAAUUUUGUACCGUGUGUUGAAGAACCAAAUAGUUUGAAUCGGUGGAUAAAGCCUCCAUCGAAUUUGCUUCACACGAUGAAUGAUAAAGAGUUAUUAUGGAGGGCAUCUUUCGUGCCUCGAAUAAAGAAGUAUCCAUUUAAUAGACUUCCGAAGAUUGCAUUUAUGUUCUUGACUAAGGGGCCGUUGCCGCUUUCUCCUCUUUGGGAGAGGUUCUUGAAGGGGCAUGAAGGCCUUUAUUCCAUCUAUAUUCAUUCACUGCCAUCAUACAAUGCCGAGUUUCCUCCUUCAUCAGUUUUUUACGGGAGGCAAAUCCCAAGUCAGGUCUCUGAGUGGGGAAGGAUGAGUAUGUGUGAUGCUGAGAGAAGACUCCUUGCCAACGCCUUGCUUGACAUAUCAAAUGAAUGGUUUAUCCUCCUCUCUGAAUCUUGCAUACCUCUAUACAAUUUCAGUGUCAUCUACCACUACAUAAAGAAAUCCAAAUAUAGUUUCAUUGGUGCAUUUGAUGACCCUGGGCCAUAUGGUAGAGGACGUUACAAUGAGAACAUGGCUCCUGAAGUGAAUAUCACCCAGUGGCGUAAGGGGUCCCAAUGGUUCGAAAUUAACCGAAGGCUUGCACUCAACAUAGUGGAAGAUAGUACAUAUUACCCGAAGUUUGAACAGUUCUGUAGACCGGCAUGUUAUGUUGAUGAGCAUUAUUUCCCCACCAUGUUAACAAUCCAGGCAUCAAAUCUCAUAGCAAAUAGAAGCAUCACAUGGGUAGACUGGUCGAGAGGUGGGGCUCAUCCUGCUACAUUUGGUAGAGCAGACAUUACAGAAGAGUUGUUCAAGAGAAUUUUCGAAGAUCAUCAGUGCAGGUACAACGAUCAGCCAUCUUUGGUCUGUUUUCUUUUUGCCAGAAAAUUUGCACCAAGCGCAUUGGAGCCUUUGUUACAGAUAGCACCAAAGAUUUUGGGCUUCGGACUUUCUGAGUGAUGAAUGAACAUAAACCUUGCCACUGCCAGAUUUAGAUCCUGAAACAAAAUUUGAAGUGGAGAUGAGUCCAUGAGAGACUAUGGGAGCAUGCCAGGUCCAUUCUUUGAUCUCAUACAUAAAUGGGUCCUCUUUUUCCUUUCUUUCUUUUAUAAAAUUUAACCCUCGUCGGUGAUACGGUGUGGUUUUCUUACUUUGUACACUCUCCUAACUCUUUGGCACUCCCAACCCAAAAAACCAUUCUGUAUGUACAGAAAAUUCACAUUUUUGUAUUGAGGUUGAGAAUACUACUGUAUCAGGAUAUUUAGAUAGCACCAGUGUUUUUGUUUUG